Diuraphis noxia (Russian wheat aphid) is the source of this 1324-nucleotide messenger RNA. It is a transcript of the gene Kdsr, whose product is annotated as 3-ketodihydrosphingosine reductase. Gene Ontology annotation, cellular component: endoplasmic reticulum membrane. Gene Ontology annotation, biological process: sphingolipid biosynthetic process. Gene Ontology annotation, molecular function: 3-dehydrosphinganine reductase activity. NCBI's taxonomy places the organism in Eukaryota, Metazoa, Arthropoda, Insecta, Hemiptera, Aphididae. The record is from RefSeq and is a predicted model, not a curated record.
UCUAGCAGGUAGGUACUAGGUAGUAGGUAGGCAUAUAMUAAUUAAAGGUUUUGAAUUGUCUUAAAUUCAUAAUAAUUAAUAAUACCAUCCAAUCGUAUUAAUUAGUCAAUGAUCAUUACUCAUUAGUCAUAAUUUCUUCAUUUAACCAUAGCGUCUACUUUUAAUUCUUAUAUGAUUGUGACUAUUCAUCGUUUGCAUUCCGUCUGAUAUAGAACACAUAAUGUUUGCAUUAAUAACUUCCGGCGUGUUAGCUUUGUCAUUCGUUUUAGCUGCAGUUUUAAAAUAUAAAUUUAUAGCCAAGAAAAAAUCUCUACUUGGUCGUCAUGUUCUAGUUACUGGAGGUUCAAGUGGUAUUGGUAAAUGCAUCGCAUUAGAGGCUGCCAAAAUAGGAGCAAAUGUAACUAUUGUUGCAAGAAAUGAAAGUAGACUUCUUUCAGCAUUGGAAGAGAUUAAAGGACAAUGUUUAAAUAAUGAUCAAAAAUUCAAAUAUUUGUCUGUUGAUUUAGCGGGUGAUUACAGCAUGGUGAAAACAACUUUAAACAUUGCUAUUAAUGAGAUGGGACCAUUGUAUUUGUUUAUAAAUUGUGCUGGUAUGGCUAUUUGCGGGACAUUAGAAGAAGUUUCCACCAACGACAUUAUGAAAAUGAUCAAUACUAAUUUAAUUUCUACAAUCCAAGCUACUAAAGCAAUAGUUGAUGAAAUGAAACAAAAUGGUUUUGGAAGUAUUGUUAUAACUUCAUCACUGGCAUCAUUCUGUGGUAUUUAUGGCUUAAGUGUAUACUCUGCCACAAAAUUUGCAUUAAGAGGGUUUGCUGAAGCUUUAAGCAUGGAAACAAAGAGCUUUGGAGUAAAAGUGACAUUGGCCUUGCCUCCAGAUACAGAUACUCCGGGAUACGCUAAUGAGUCAAAAGACAAACCGAUAGAAACAUUAUUGAUUUCUGCAACAGCUAAAUUGUUUACACCAGAAGAAGUAGGAAGAAAAAUUCUUCAAGACACAUUAAAUGGAUGUUUCUUUAGCACUGUAGGUCUUGAAGGUCACAUGAUGACUAUUUCUUGUGCUGGAAUGGCUCCAUACACUUCUUAUUUAGAAUUAAUAUGCCAGGUUUUUUGUGGUGGCAUUUUAAGGUUGAUAACUGUUUACUAUCAAUAUUUAUUUGAUAAAAUUAUUGAAAAAUGUAAAUUAGAAAGAGAACACAAAAAAAUAUAAUAAAACAUAAUAUAUAUAUAGAUGUUUGAACAAAAUUAAACAUCUUUAUCUUCUAACUAUGCUUAAAUUAAGGUAUUGUUAAUAAAUAUUUCUCAUCAAUAAAUUUUUGAACAAAAG